Molecule: messenger RNA, 1921 nt
Organism: Nicotiana attenuata
Lineage: Eukaryota; Viridiplantae; Streptophyta; Magnoliopsida; Solanales; Solanaceae
Product: amidophosphoribosyltransferase, chloroplastic
Exons: 1
Coding region: 97-1818 (573 amino acids)
Biological process (GO): purine nucleotide biosynthetic process; purine nucleobase biosynthetic process
Cellular component (GO): cytoplasm
Molecular function (GO): amidophosphoribosyltransferase activity
Source: RefSeq, a predicted model, not a curated record
AACCCCAUAUAAGCACCAAAACCUAGCUCAGCCUCUUUGGCUAUUCACAUAGCCCCCCACUUGCUUUUCCCUCUGUACUCAUUUUUUCCACCACCCAUGGCCGCCACCGUCUCCACCGCCUCUGCCGCCGCCACCAACAAAUCUCCUCUUUCACAGCCCCUCGACAAACCCUUUUGCUCCCCAUCUCAAAAGCUCUUAUCUUUAUCCCCUAAAACCCAUCCUAAACCCUACAGAACUCUUAUCACCGCCUCUUCCAAAAACCCCUUAAACGACGUCGUUUCGUUUAAGAAAUCAGCUGACAAUACCUUGGACUCCUAUUUUGACGAUGACGAUAAACCCCGUGAAGAGUGUGGCGUUGUGGGCAUCUAUGGCGACUCUGAAGCUUCACGCCUUUGCUAUUUAGCACUUCACGCGCUUCAACACCGUGGCCAAGAAGGCGCCGGCAUUGUCGCCGUUAACGACGACGUUCUUAAGUCAAUUACAGGUGUUGGGUUAGUAUCCGACGUGUUCAAUGAGUCAAAGCUUGACCAACUCCCUGGUGACAUGGCUAUUGGCCACGUAAGGUACUCUACUGCUGGCUCUUCUAUGUUAAAAAAUGUUCAGCCUUUUGUUGCUAGUUAUAAAUUUGGGUCAGUUGGUGUUGCCCAUAAUGGUAAUUUAGUGAAUUAUAAGCAACUGCGUAGUGAACUAGAGGAAAAUGGAUCAAUUUUUAAUACAAGUUCUGAUACUGAAGUGGUACUUCACCUUAUUGCUAUAUCGAAAGCUAGACCUUUUUUAUUGAGGAUUGUUGAGGCUUGUGAAAAAAUUGAAGGUGCUUAUUCUAUGGUGUUUAUUACUGAGGAUAAGUUGGUUGCCGUAAGGGAUCCUCAUGGGUUUAGGCCAUUGGUUAUGGGUAGGAGAAGUAAUGGUGCUGUUGUUUUCGCGUCGGAGACAUGUGCUUUGGAUUUGAUUGAGGCUACUUAUGAGAGGGAGGUGAGUCCUGGUGAGGUUGUUGUUGUGGAUAAAGAUGGGGUUCAGUCUAUUUGUUUGAUGCCUCAUCCCGAGCGUAAAUCUUGUAUCUUUGAGCAUAUUUACUUUGCUCUGCCUAAUUCGGUUGUGUUUGGGAGGUCUGUGUACGAGUCUAGGCGUGCUUUUGGGGAGAUUCUUGCGACUGAAGCUCCUGUGGAAUGUGAUGUUGUGAUAGCAGUUCCUGAUUCGGGUGUUGUGGCUGCGCUCGGUUAUGCUGCUAAAGCAGGGGUACCGUUUCAACAAGGUUUGAUAAGGUCACAUUAUGUUGGUAGGACAUUUAUCGAGCCAUCGCAGAAGAUAAGGGAUUUUGGGGUGAAGCUUAAGCUGUCGCCAGUUAGGGCAGUGUUGGAGGGAAAAAGAGUUGUGGUCGUGGAUGAUUCGAUCGUUAGAGGAACGACCUCGUCCAAGAUUGUGAGGCUGUUAAAGGAGGCGGGUGCGAAAGAGGUUCAUAUGAGGAUUGCAAGCCCACCAAUUAUAGCCUCUUGUUAUUAUGGAGUGGAUACUCCUAGUUCAGAUGAGUUGAUAUCAAAUAGGAUGAGUGUGGAGGAGAUUAAGGAGUUCAUUGGAUCGGAUUCGCUUGCUUUUCUCCCAAUGGAUAGCUUGAAUAAGUUGUUAGGCAAUGAUUCUAAAAGCUUUUGCUAUGCUUGCUUUUCGGGCAAUUAUCCGGUAGAGCCGACAGGUAAGGUUAAAAGGAUUGGAGAUUUCAUGGAUGAUGGAUUAAGUGGGGAUAUGGACUCCAUUGAUGGUGGAUGGCUACCAGGGAGUAGUAGGGUUCAAAAGACUAUCUUGAAUGAAGUUAGAACCAGCUAAACUUUCUUUUCCAUGUUUGCUUUAGUUUUUGCUUUGGAUUUCUAAUGCUUGACUAUAGAAAUUAUAAGUUUCAAUGAAGUCUCUUUUUCUAUUUGGGAUGCCA